AUGGCCCUCAGCCCACUGUCCCGCUGGCCCCUGGCUCCCGUGCUGCUGGCCUUGCUCCUGGGUGGCCCGACGCUGGCCUCAGAGAUUGUGGGUGGCCGGCCAGCCCGGCCCCACGCUUGGCCCUUCAUGGUGUCCCUGCAGCGGCGCGGGGGUCACUUCUGCGGCGCCACCCUCAUCGCCAGGAACUUCGUCAUGUCAGCGGCGCACUGUGUGAGCGGCCUGAACUUCCGGUCGGUGCAGGUGGUCCUGGGAGCCCACGACCUGCGGCGCCGGGAGCCCACCCGGCAGACCUUCUCCGUGCAGCGGAUCUUCGAGAACGGCUUCGACCCCACGCGGCUGCUCAACGACAUCGUGGUGAUCCAGCUCAAUGGCUCUGCUACCAUUAACGCCAACGUGCAGGUGGCCCGGCUGCCCGCCCAGGGCCGUGGCGUGAAGGACCGAACGCCAUGCUUGGCCAUGGGCUGGGGCAGGUUGGGCACAAACCGACCCUUGCCCAGCGUGCUCCAAGAGCUCAACGUGACGGUGGUGACCAACCUGUGCCGCCGCCGGGUGAACGUCUGUACUUUGGUGCCGCGCCGGCAGGCAGGCAUCUGCUUCGGCGACUCUGGCGGACCCUUGGUUUGCAACGGGCUUGUCCAAGGCAUUGACUCCUUCAUCCGAGGAGGCUGUGGAUCUGGAAUUUACCCAGACGCCUUUGCGCCUGUGGCUGAGUUUGCAGACUGGAUCAAUUCCAUCAUCCGUAGACAUGAAGGCCGCCCCCAUACUCACCCCAGAGACCCCGGGAGCAGGCCUGACUAG
Psammomys obesus (fat sand rat) is the source of this 798-nucleotide messenger RNA. It is a transcript of the gene Elane, whose product is annotated as elastase, neutrophil expressed. The record is from RefSeq and is a predicted model, not a curated record. The transcript has 5 exons. Bases 1 to 798 code for a protein of 265 amino acids. Lineage: Eukaryota; Metazoa; Chordata; Mammalia; Rodentia; Muridae. Gene Ontology annotation, biological process: acute inflammatory response to antigenic stimulus; proteolysis. Gene Ontology annotation, molecular function: serine-type endopeptidase activity.